AGCGAAUUUGGUUUUUUUGUCGAGGACUCGAUUAGUUCAUUUGAUAGUCGCCUCAUUUGUUUGAAAGUUAUGUUGCACUGAUGCGUCUCCAUCCACUACUACAUGCAGUUUUCGCUGUGAUCACUGUAAAAGUAACUGCCUCCGACGAUGAGGAACGCCUUAUGGUUGAUGUUUUUCGUGGGUACAAUUCCCUUAUACAGCCCGUAAAAAAUAUCUCCGAGACACCGAUAAUCGUCAAAAUAGCCAUGCAAUUAGUGCUGCUAAUCAAUGUGGACGAAAAAGAUCAGGUUAUGCACACCAAUGUCUGGCUAACUUUGAAAUGGUACGAUUUCCAAAUGCGAUGGAAUCCAGUAAACUAUGGGGAAAUACGAGAAAUGCGAGUUUCACCGGACAAAGUCUGGCUACCAGAUAUUGUGCUCUUCAACAACGCUGAUGGUAACUAUGAAGUCUCAUUUAUGUGUAAUGUUGUGAUCAAUCACAAAGGUGAAAUGCUUUGGGUACCUCCGGCCAUCUACAAAAGCUCGUGCAUUAUUGAUGUGGAGUUCUUCCCAUUUGAUGAACAAGUCUGCACAUUGGUAUUUGGCUCGUGGACGUAUAACGAGAACGAGAUCAAGCUCGAGUUUGUCGAAGGAGAAUGGGUAGAUUUGUCCGAGUACUCUCCCUCUUCCAUUUGGGACGUAAUGGACGCACCCGCAUCACUUGUGAAUAAAAGAAGUAGAAUAGAAUUUCAAGUUAGGAUACGGAGGAAAACGUUGUUUUACACGGUUGUACUUAUUAUUCCCACAGUGCUCAUGGCUUUUUUGAGUAUGGCCGUAUUCUUUCUGCCGACCGAUUCAGGAGAGAAGAUGACGCUAACAAUCUCCGUACUGCUAUCUAUUGUUGUGUUCUUACUGCUUGUGUCCAAAAUCCUGCCACCAACAUCCAGUACAAUCCCACUUAUGGCUAAAUACCUCCUUCUCACAUUUGUGCUCAACGUUAUCACUAUACUGGUUACUGUAAUCAUCAUCAACGUGUAUUUUCGUGGCCCGACCACUCAUCGCAUGCCAGCGUGGGUGAGAAAGUUAUUCUUGGAGUGGAUGCCUUGUGUAAUGUGUAUGCAGCGGCCGAAAUCUGCUUCGAGAAAGUUAUUAGCAAGUCAGAAACGAGGGGUGGCACAACUGCCAGGCUUAGGACAGUUCACUUUAAACCCAGCCACUCAUCAUCCUUUCUGCCCUAGCACCGAUGACAGAACAGCGUCUGUGAAGGUGCUGAGCAGCUCACCGGAAAUCGUCAGAGAUCCUUUGACUGCUGCGUUUUAUCCACUUUCACCAGACGCUCUGAAAGCUAUUGAUGCAAUCGAAUACAUAACAGAUCAUCUAAAACAAGACGAAGAAUUCAAAAUGUUUCGUGAUGACUGGAAAUACGUAGCGAUGAUUAUCGAUCGAUUACUGCUCUACGUCUUUUUUGGUAUCACCGUUGGUGGCACCUGCGGUAUACUUUUCAGUGCACCUCAUAUUUUCCAAGGCGUCAACCAAAAAGAAGUGUUACGACGGCUUAUCGAAUUGUACAAAUAUGGUGGCAGUCGCAGCUAA
Molecule: messenger RNA, 1571 nt
Organism: Cylicocyclus nassatus
Lineage: Eukaryota; Metazoa; Nematoda; Chromadorea; Rhabditida; Strongylidae
Source: the annotation of a GenBank genome assembly